This is a messenger RNA of Nannospalax galili (Upper Galilee mountains blind mole rat), 3664 nucleotides long. It is a transcript of the gene Znf133, whose product is annotated as zinc finger protein 133. The record is from RefSeq and is a predicted model, not a curated record. Gene Ontology annotation, biological process: regulation of DNA-templated transcription. NCBI's taxonomy places the organism in Eukaryota, Metazoa, Chordata, Mammalia, Rodentia, Spalacidae.
GAAAAACUGACUCUUCUUCUCCCAGCAGCUGUCCACUGACAGUAGUUCUCUGCUAGUGCUGUGGCUUGUUGCCAGGUGCCUCCCUCCAUGUUGAGACUGACUGGCUUGAGUUUGUGCAGGUCUUAUGCAUUCUGUCACAACCCCUGUGCUACUUAGAACUUCAAAUGUAUAGGUUAAUAAAUGGUACUGACUAGGUAGAUACAGGAGUUUAAAGGUCUUGGAACACAGGAUAUCAGUGUGACAGCCCAAAGCAGGAUCCAGGUCUUAUUGCCUCAUCUGGGCAGCCUCUCCCUGCUCCUCAACUAGAGCUCCAUCCUUUCUAGGCAAGCAGGGCUGUUUUGUGUUACAGGCACACAUGGCGUUCAGGGAUGUGGCUGUGGAUUUCUCCCAGGAGGAAUGGAGCCUGUUGAGCCCUGCUCAGAGGACCCUGUACAGAGAGGUGAUGCUGGAGAACUACAGCAACCUGGUCUCUCUGGGAAUUCCAUUUUCAAAACCAAAACUCAUCACCCAGCUAGAGCAAGGGAAGGAGACAUGGAGAGAGGAAAGAAAAUGUCCCCAGGCUGCCUGUUCAGCAGAUCCAAAGCUGGAACUCCACCAUGGUCCUUCUUGCCCUCUGGAUUUCUCUAGUCAUAAAUUCUCUAAGCAACACCUGCCAAGUGAUCAAGUGCUAAGCAGUCACAGCUCAUGGAUCCUCACAUGCCUGUGUGCAGAAAGUCAUGUUGAACCAGGGCACUCAUCUCUAAGUGACCGGGAGAAGCAGCAGCAAGCCUCUGAUGGGAGCUCCUGGAGAGAGAAAGCAGGAGGCGGAGGGAGAGAAGGCACCAGGCCUUCAUUUGGAAGGACAAAGAAAAGGAGUUUGGGAGCCUUCUCCAGACCACUCCAGAAGAAGCAGGUCAGCUCUGGGAAUGGCACGACAGGAGUAGAGCUGGAGGCCAGCCCAGCUCCAGCUAGGAGCCCUGAAGAAACAGACAAAUUGCUGAAGCGAAUAGAGUUGUUGGGAUUUGGAGGUGUCAACUGUGGAGAGUGUGGGCUGGGCUUCCGAAAGAUGACAAACCUGCUUAGUCACCAGAGGAUCCACUCAGGGGAGAAGCCGUAUGUGUGUGGGGUGUGCAAGAAGGGCUUCAGUCUAAAGAAGAGCCUUGCCAGACACCAGAAGGCACAUUCUGGGGAGAAACCCAUUGUUUGCAGGGAAUGUGGCCGAGGCUUUAACCGGAAGUCAACACUCAUCAUUCACGAGCGGACACACUCAGGUGAGAAGCCUUACAUGUGCAAUGAGUGUGGACGAGGCUUUAGCCAGAAGUCAAACCUCAUCAUCCACCAGAGGACACACUCAGGGGAGAAGCCUUAUGUGUGCCAGGAGUGUGGCAAAGGCUUUAGCCAGAAGUCAGCUGUUGUUAGGCACCAGAGGACACACUUAGAGGAGAAGACCAUAGUGUGCAGUGACUGUGGCCUGGGCUUCAGUGACAGGUCAAACCUCAUCUCCCACCAGCGGACACACUCUGGGGAAAAGCCUUAUGCCUGCAAGGAGUGUGGGCGCUGCUUCAGGCAGAGGACAACUCUUGUCAACCACCAGAGGACACACUCGAAGGAGAAGCCUUAUGUGUGUGGUGUGUGUGGGCACAGCUUUAGCCAGAGUUCAGCUCUCAUCUCUCACAGGAGGACACACACUGGGGAGAAGCCAUAUGUGUGUGGGCUGUGUGGACGAGGCUUUAGUCUGAAGUCCCACCUCAACAGACACCAGAACAUUCACUCGGGAGAGAAGCCUGUUGUGUGCAAGGAUUGUGGGCGAGGCUUCAGCCAGCAGUCAAAUCUCAUCAGACACCAGAGGACACACUCAGGGGAAAAGCCCAUGGUGUGUGAAGAGUGUGGGCGAGGCUUCAGCCAGAAGUCAAACCUCAUUGCACACCAGAGGACACACUCAGGGGAAAAGCCCUAUGUGUGCCGAGACUGUGGGCGAGGCUUCAGCCACCAGGCUGGGCUCAUCAGGCACAAGAGGAAGCACUCAAGGGAGAAGCCGUAUAUGUGUAGGCAGUGUGGACUAGGCUUUAACAGUAAGUCAGCCUUAAUUACACAUAAGUGGGUCCACUUUGAAGAGAAGCCGUGUGUGUGCAGACAGUGUGGCCAAUGCUUUAUCCAGAAGUCACACCUCACCUUACAUCAGAUGACACACAAAGAGAAGCCUUAUGUGUGCCAGACCUGUGGGCAAGACUUUAGGCAGAAGUCUCCCCCGAGCAGACACAGGAAGAUGAAUUGUCCCCACCUCAACCUGCCCCUCCAGCCUGACUCUGAAGAUGCUGGGGGCAUUCUUCUGACCCCUUCUGUUCUCUUUGAAAAUGAAGACAAUGGAGAGGACUCAUAGUCAAAAUCCUUACACUUCCAUGAAGUAGGAAGAUACAUCUUAAAAGCGAUUGAUGGACAUUAACUUGCUUUGCUUCCUUUCCUGUCUGUCUCUAUGUUUUAUGGCCUUUUGUUCUAGUAAACUUUGCUUAUUUACAAAUCUGGAACCUAAGCCAUGUACCUCAUUCCUUGACAGGAUUAGAAGAAUGAUUCAGGAAUCUUGGCUCUUAAGUCUACUGUUCCACAAGAAUUCUUUGCUUGGAAGACCUUAGCCUGAGUCACACAUGUAUUUAUUGAAAAGUCUGGUCCUUUGCAUGGGGGAGUGUGUCCAGGAAGUAUCUUUAGAGAUUCCAGGUAAAAAGAAAGGUCUAGAAAAUGGGGCCCCUCCAGUGUAGUUUCAUCUGCAGCUGUCAUCUUCCCAGGGCCUCUGUGACGGCUCCCUUGCUUCUCCCUUAGCUUUCAGAUAUCCAUACUGUUGCCUUUUCUGGGUCAUCUUUUAACCGCCUUUAUUGUUUUCCUUAGUCUUUGGCCCCUGGUCCUGCCAUCUUGGACCUCCCUUACUAAAACAUUGUCCCUGGCACUCUCUUCCCAAAGUUUGGUCAUUCAGAUAUGGCCAAGCAGUUCUUUAGUCUCAGUGCUUUGAAUCUCAGGCCUACCGUCAUCCUACCAUCAAGAACACAAAUAAUUCCUAGUCACCCCCAUUAUGUCACCUUAUCAGCUCUCCAGUAACUCUAGGACGGCCUUUAACCAUGUAUCUCCCUCCGCUUCCAGGUAUAGGGAUGAGGCUCAAGGCCACAAUCUGGUUCUGUAAUACCAGAGUUUAGGACUUCGAAUCAUGCUCCUCAGCCUUCUAUCCCAGGACUCCGGCUCCAUGCUGGCUACCCUGUUCCCUGGUCUAAGUUCCCUUAGUCACCCAACCUUAUUAAUUCCCCAAAGAUGCAGAGAUAGGCUAUGUUCCUAUAGUUAAACAUUCUUAGCCAUAUCUCUUCUGUUGUGGUCUUCCAAAGUGGCUUGGCCCAAAAAGGUGGCCUUUAAGAGAAAGAUAAUCCCAAGGGCAUAGCUGUAAGACUCUUAAGGCUGCAAAAAGCUUGAGUGUGUAGUGCAGACUGCACAAAAUGCUUUCAAUGAAUAUUAAGGCUGUCAUCCCAUAGCACUUUAAUUUUUUUCUUUUUCUUUUUGAGACUGGGUCUUACUAUGCAGCCCUAGCUGGCCAGGAACUCCACCUGUCUCUGCCUCCUGAGUACUGGAAUUAAAGUUCUGUGCCUUCACACCAGGCUUCCAUAACAUUUUGCCCCCUUAAACCAGAGGCUUGUUUUGGUUUUUGUGG